GUGUGUGUGUGAGUGUGUGUGUUAUUGGUGUGAAUGCCUGAUAGAGUGAGUUUAAGUCUGGCCGGGCUUCUUUAUCCAUUAUUUACAUCAGUAACAGAUUUAUCAGGCGGCCGACGCGGCCACUGAGUUGGAAGAUGCGGGGAGGGGUCUGCGCCGCAGAUCCCUCAAUCCUUUUGGCUGGAGAUAAGACGAGGAGGAGUGGCCGACGGGUAACCGAGAGAGCACCAAGGGGCAAUGGGGAAUCACUAAUGAGAGAGAGAGAGGAGGGAGUCUGAAACAGAGAGAGAGUAAAAGAGAAAGAGAGAGAGAGAGACUCAUCAUCAUCAUCAUCAUCAUCAAAGACGCGCUCGGUGACUAGAUUAGCGAGUAACCCAGCAGAGGAGCGUCGAGGCUUCACCCACCCAGCCGGAGGGAAUCAACACCGAGCGAACUCAGCGCCGCCGGCCGACCCGCGACCUGCUGUCCCCGGCCCUAGCCGCAGCAGCGUCCCGCUCUGUCUCCCCUUUCCCUCUCCCUCUCUCGCUCUCUCACUCUCCCUCUGCGGUAAACUUACUAUGGGUUGUGUCGCCAACUCCUCCGGGACUGAAGUGCUACUGCAGCUGGAGGCUCUCCGCAGCGCCGCGCAACUUUCUCAACUCUUUCGUCUCACGGAGAAAAGAAAGAUUUAUUAUAAAGCUGUUCGGGAUAUUGAAGCAGGGGAGGAGCUCCUGGUGUAUAUGAAGGACGGGAUUUUCCCCGAGGGAUCCAUGGCACCCAACCUACAAGACGAGCAAAUGUACCGCUGUGAAGACUGCGAUGAGCUGUUCUCCUCAACCCUUGAGUUGCGACGGCAUCAGAAGUACUCGUGCUCGAGUGCAGGAUCCAUCUUUGAUGCGCUGAGAGAGGACUUCAAACAGGAGCGGGAGGACAGCGAUGAGCCCAUCCACGAGUGCAAGGACUGCGAAAAGAUCUUCCCAAACGAGUACAGUCUCGGGCAACACAUGAUAGUCCACACAGAGGAGAGGGAGUACAAGUGUGACCAGUGUCCCAAAGCCUUCAACUGGAAAUCCAACCUCAUCCGCCACCAGAUGUCUCAUGACAGUGGCAAGCGCUUUGAGUGUGAAAACUGUGAUAAGGUACAGCAUACCCGGCACGUGUUCACAGAUCCCAGCAACCUUCAGCGGCACAUCCGCUCCCAGCACGUGGGAGCGCGGGCUCACACGUGUCCUGAAUGUGGCAAGACCUUUGCCACCUCGUCAGGUCUCAAACAGCAUAAACACAUCCACAGCAGUGUCAAACCCUUUAUCUGCCCUGAUGGGCUACGUCUUUUUGCGUCCCCAGGUGAGGUGUGCCACAAAUCCUACACCCAGUUCUCCAACCUCUGCCGUCACAAGAGAAUGCAUGCUGACUGUCGUACCCAGAUCAAGUGUAAGGACUGUGGGCAGUUAUUCAGCACUACCUCCUCCCUCAACAAGCAUCGCCGCUUUUGCGAGGGCAAAAAUCAUUAUGGCACUCCAGCGGGGAUUUUCACCCCUGGAAUUGCCAUGAGCUCUAGCCCCAUCAUGGCUAAAGCCAAGUCCCACCAUCCCCACCUACCAGGACUGAACCAGUCAGGUUUAGGCUUCACUGACUACUUUCCCUCGAGACCUCACCCUCAUGCCGGCUUGCCCUUCUCCACAGGACCUCAUGGCUUCCCGUCCCUCCCACAUGGGUUCCCAGGUAUCUUUCCCCCUGCGCUUUAUCCACGGCCACCUUUAUUACCUCCCAGUCCUUUAUUAAAGAGCCCACUGGCAGGCAGCAGUCAGGAGGUUAAGCUCCCUCGGAGCCCCUUAGAUGCCCCACCAUUGUCACUUGUCAACUCCACAAACAGCAACGGCAUUAGUGGUUUGAGUCCACUGGAAGACAAGGAAAAGGACAGUAAGCUUGAUUUGUCUUCUAGUGGAGAAACUAAACCUAAAUCUAAACUAGCAGACAUGUCGGAUGGAAGUGACCUUGAAGAUGUUAAUACCACAAGUGGAACAGAUUUGGACACCACCACUGGUACUGUUUCAGGUGACGGUUCCGACCUGGAGAGUGAAGGUGAUAGUGAACGUGAAAGGAGUGGUAAAAGGAGGAAGCCGUCUGGCACUGUGUCGAGUCAAGAUGGAAACCAGUUAGAGGACUCAAGUAGCGCGUUGAUAUCAGCUGUGUCUAGUUCAGGAACACUUUCUAUAGAUCGCCCUUUUCAUUCUGCUUCAUCCCAGCACUCCUUCUUUCCUCCACCCGAUGAGCAAGCCCUGCCUCCUACCACCACAAAUGCCAAUGCAGCCACCACCGAUUCCAUUAAAGCAAUUGCUAACAUUGCUGAGAAAUAUUUCGGUCCUGCUUUGAUGGGACUUCAUCAGGAGAAAAAGAUGGGUCCACUGCCCUACCAUUCCAUGUUUCCCUUUCAGUUUCUACCCAACUUCCACAACUCCCUAUACCCUUUCGCCACUGAUCGAGGCACCCUCAAUCCUAGCAUAUUCCUGAAGGCGGAGCCCAAAUCCCCUCGUGAACAGCUGCACAAGAUGGUUUCAAGUUCCCCCACAGCUCCUGCUCCCACCACAGAGUCACCUUUUGAUCUCACAACGAAACCCAAGGAGGCCAAGUUAACUCCUCCCGCUCCAACAAACCCAUCCAACCCAAGCAGCACUGGGAACAGCAGUGGUCCUGUAGUGAUAUCUAACAAUGAAGAGCAGCCACUGGACCUCAGCAUUGGCAGCAGAAAUCGAAGUGGUCACAACGGCCUGCCAGUUGAGCCCCAAAAUCGAAAGAAUCAUAUCUUUGGCGCCGGCAAGGUGGUCUCCCAUAAAGACGAAACCUCAGUGGGAUUCCUUCAUCCUCACUCGCAGUCAUUGCACCAACCCUCCAUAACCCAGCACCAGCAGCCGCAGGCACAGCCGCAUCAGCCUCCACCACUGCACUAUGCCAAGCCCUCCGCAUUCUUCAUGGAUCCCAUCUACAGCAGGGUGGAGAAGAGGAAGCUACUUGAUCCGGUUGGAGCUCUGAAGGAGAAGAUCCUGAGGCCCUCCCCACCACUCUUCCAUCCACAGAUGUCAGCCAUGGAAAAUAUGACAGAGAAGCUGGAGAGCUUUGGUGCCCUAAAACUGGACAUGCCGCCCAAUACGCUGCAACACCCGACCCAUCCACUGUUCAAUUUCCGCUCACCACCACCUUCCCUCUCAGAAGCAAUCCUUCGAAAGGGCAAGGAACGUUAUGCUUGCAGGUACUGUGGGAAGAUUUUCCCCCGCUCAGCAAACCUCACCAGGCACUUGCGGACACACACAGGGGAGCAGCCCUACAGGUGUAAAUACUGUGACCGCUCAUUCAGCAUCUCCUCCAACCUUCAGCGUCACGUCCGCAAUAUCCACAACAAGGAAAAACCCUUCAAGUGUCACCUGUGCAACCGCUGCUUCGGUCAGCAAACCAACCUCGACCGCCAUCUCAAGAAGCACGAGCACGAGAACAUUCCUGUACGCCAGCAGUCCGGGAUGCUUUCCAACCUAGGAACCACCAUCUCCUCUCCAAACUCCGAGCCAGACAAUCACGCACUUUUAGACGAGAAGGAGGACUCGUACUUCUCUGAAAUUCGCAAUUUUAUUUCCAACAGUGAGAUGAACCAGGCCUCCAGCUCCACGGAUAAAAGGUCAGAGCAGCCUGAAGAGGAGCGCCCGCCCAGCCACAGUUUGUCCAACUCCAAGCUAGGGCUGCAAGGGCUGGAGGAAGAGGAAGAGGAGGUGGAAGGGGACGACGAGGAGGAGGAAGAAGGCAGCCUGACGGAGAAGUCGCAUGAUGAGGCGCCGGAGUCCCCAUCUCCACUCACGACGGGAGUCUACGAGGAGGACGAGGAAGAGGAAGACACGGAGACGGCUCCGUUAGCUAUGAGCUAUGAACACACUCGCAGGUGUAUAGAGGAGGAGGGCUCUCUCUUGGAUCUGGAGGGUCUGCCCAGCUUCCCUAAGAGCCUGGACGGUUUACGUAAAGCAGCCAUUGAUGAGCAGUCCUUUGACGUUAAAGACAUAUUUAACACUUCACUAGAGUCUGAAGCAUUGAAAGAAACAUUGUACAGGCAGGCUAAAACCCAGGCUUAUGCAAUGAUGCUGUCUCUCUCGGAGAACAACCCUUUGCACGCACCCUCUCAGAACUCUCUGGACGCUUGGCUGAGCAUGGGAGGCGGACCGUCUGAGACGAGCAGCUUUCACCCACUCAACCAUAUCUAGGCAAAGAGAGGCCGAGGAAAGACGGAAAGAAAAGUAGGGGGAACAUUUAGUCUCACAAACAGACAGAAACAAGAGACCGGCUGGACAUCGGGAAGACGAGAAAGGCCGUGAAGGAUUUCAUUGUCACACACAUUCAAGGCAGAGCGGACGAGUUUGCGCGGCUACGCCUGUGUUCACAUGUUAUGUGUUUGUGCAAGUACGACGGAGGAGGAGAGGGGGCGGGGGGGACGUGUCCCCUUGUGAGGCGUCCUGCAAGACUGUCUAAGAGAAAGCACUGCUAAGCUCCUGUUGAUGUGAAGGACAUGAUGAAUGCUUCUCCAGAGCAUUGAAACUCUGCGUCACUCUGAUCCUCCCCCCAGUGCACAAUGCUCCCUGCAGCAUCACAGUCACCCUGUAAAACGGCUCCCUGAAAGACACUUACUGAACUGAUAAUGUCUCUAAAGUCUGUGCACAAUGCCCGACGCAAGCAUUGCAGCACUGGCACUGCAUGUCCACCAGGUGGCACUGUUUCAGCAGAAAUACAGGACUCGUGAGUGAUUCUCUCCAGGUUUAGUUUUUUUCUCCACCAGUCACGGAGACUAUUUUUUUUUUUUACAUUUUUUAUUUAAUUUCAGAAUCAAAAGCACCAGACAAAAUAAACGAAUCCUCAGAACCAGUAGACUGUUGAUUUUUCACUGAUUACAUGGAGAAUGAUGUCCAACGUUCAAAUGUGAUAAUGUAAUGAGCUAUGUGGGCCAAUAACUAUUAAAAUUGGCUACUAAAUUUGUUCAUGUUGAAAUUUAAAUUAUACUAAAAAAAAGAGUGUGUUUUUCUGUUUUGUUUAUUGCAUCAUCAAUUAAAUGUAUUUACGUUCUUUACUAUAGAUACCACAGUAUUGCUUCUUUUUAGGCACAAGAGUACUCGACUAUUAAUUUAAUUACUUUUAGAGAAGGACCAAAUUUGCUGUCACAUGAUGUAAAAAUGAUAAUAGCCUAGACGUUCAUAUUCAGAGUGGUAUGUGCCAAAUAACCGCUAGAAGUCUUUCUUUUUUUUUCUUUGACAAUCAUGUCAUUUCCAAGAGGCCUCACAUUUGCUGUCACGUUUCUUUUUCCCUAAUAACAUUAUAUGUUUAAUUUCAAGAAGUGUGUGCAUGUAUUUAUUUCUAUGUUGUUUUGUUGAGACUCAAGAAGAGAAAAUGAAGAAACAGAAAAGGUCUUUUCAUCCCUGUUUUUCUUGAAGAAGGAAAAAGGAUCACCUGUCAAAGCACAGGGGGAGAUUCUGAAUCUCUGGUUUUGACGGAUUAGUGUGCCAAAAUUAAAAGACCCCACGAGUUAAUUAGUUUUUUUUAUUUUUAUUUUUAUUUUUAUUAUUAUUUAUAGUUAAAUGCAAGUGUAGUUAGUUUUAGAGUCCUGUUUGGCAAUGGAACAUAGUGGGCAGGUUAACCCUGGUUUUCCUUUUAUUGUUUCACUUUAACAGUUAACUCAAUAUGCUGUUUUCUUUCCCUCUCUGCCUAGUGGCAUAAUUGUACAAAUAUCAUUUUGAAUGUCAGUUAAAGGGCAUUACGUUAUCAUUACUGAAUCUGGACUUCUUCCGCCGUCGGCUCAUGUUAUAUUCAUUUUUCUUUUUUGGCAUGCAUCGCUUGUAGCUUAGCCUGCAAGUUGUCAUCUUAAAAUGAUUUUGUCUCAGGUUAGAUGUCUGGUCGGAAAUUCUCACAGCAUCCAGUCAAAACGGCGUGAAGGUGACAGUGUCGCUGGUUAUAUAUAAAGAGACUUGACUCGUGAUUGUUAAAGAACAGAGUGGUCAUCCUGAAGUUUGUUGGUCAGACUUGUUAAACUCCAUAUAAAUUGCUUUGAGACCCUCCUUCUAUUAAGUCUGCGAAGACGGCUGUGUCAUAGACAGCAGAAAACAUUUACAGUCGGUACCUGAAGGCAGCUGGGUUUUAGCCUUUUCAUCCCUUCUAGACUUUCAUAAUCAGGCCUGAUGCUGUUUUUUUUUUCUUUUUUUUUUUUUUUUUUAACAAGCACUUAAAGCAACUGGGACCAGACCGUCAACUGGAUAUAG
Molecule: messenger RNA, 6257 nt
Organism: Poecilia latipinna (sailfin molly)
Lineage: Eukaryota; Metazoa; Chordata; Actinopteri; Cyprinodontiformes; Poeciliidae
Gene: prdm16
Product: PR domain containing 16
Exons: 14
Coding region: 555-4217 (1220 amino acids)
Biological process (GO): regulation of transcription by RNA polymerase II
Cellular component (GO): nucleus
Molecular function (GO): RNA polymerase II cis-regulatory region sequence-specific DNA binding; DNA-binding transcription factor activity, RNA polymerase II-specific
Source: RefSeq, a predicted model, not a curated record